Molecule: messenger RNA, 681 nt
Organism: Trachemys scripta elegans
Lineage: Eukaryota; Metazoa; Chordata; Testudines; Emydidae
Source: RefSeq, a predicted model, not a curated record
ACCAUGCCUGCUCAGGUACGCAAACGUGCUCCAGCCUUUAGCCUACAGGAGACACUGGAUCUGAUUGCCAUGUGGGGAGAAGAGCCUGCCCAGGCAGAUGUCUUUGCCAAAAUCGCACAGCGCAUGGGGGAAAAAGGCUACACCAGGGACGCACAGCAGUGCCGGGUGAAAAUAAGGGCACUCAUGCAAGCGUACCAGAAGACAAGGAUGGCGAAUAGUCGCUCUGGUGCUGAGCCACAGAGAUGCCGCUUCUAUGAGCAGCUGCAUGCGAUUCUAAGCAGGGACUCCCUCAGUUUCCCAAUAUUCGUCGUGGAUAGCAUCUCGGGCGCCAAUUUUUAUAUGGUGGACAUUGUUGAUGAGGAGGACUUUGUUGAUGAGGAAGAGGAGGAGAAUGCUCAGCAGUCAAGCGGACGAUCCAUUCUCCCUGAAAACCAGGACCUUUCCCUAACUCUGGAGCCAAUCGCCUCCCAGGACCCACUGGUGCGGGACUGUGAUAGUGGGGAAGGCACCUCUGCUACAACCUUGUCUCUGCUGGGUGCUUCCUCCACUCCAGCACAAAGGCGGUCCCAGAUUAGAAGGCGAAAAAAGCGGACAAGGGAAGCAGGGCCAGCUCAAGGUUUUUUUCCGCCCCAAGUGGCUCAGUUCAUGCCCAGGCUUGAAAUUAAGGAAUUAAAGCCAUAG